AUGGCAAGGCAUGCAAGCCACUUUUCCGAUUCUGGAUGGAUCCUGGUCCCCUUCAUUAUGGAGAUACUGUUCGAUCCCUAUAGUGUUGUAACUGAUUCAACUGAAGGUUUGCUUUUGGCGAGGGGUGGAUCAAGUAAAAUUCUUUUUGUAUGCAAUCCAAUGACCGAGGAAUAUGUCGUGCUUCCUUGUUUGUAUGACAAUAUAUGGAUAUAUGGAUUUGGAUUAAGCAAAAUAAGUGGGCAAUAUAAGGUUUUAAGUGGACCAGUAUUUUCUGGGUCAUAUCUUGUAUACACACUAGGAGGAGGAGGGUCGUGGAGAAGCAUCUUCGCAUCUCCACCAGGAAGCCCUGUUAUGCUUCACAACAAUGCUAUAUUUUGCAACGGAAAUCUUCACUGGUUGGUAUCUCAUUUUGAUUUUGAGGACAGAUACAUGGUUUGUUGCUUUGAUCUUGAAACAGAGCUUUUCAACAGUUUUGCCCUUCCUCCUCAUGUCAGUGAUAGCGACAUACAUGGCAAAUAUCGGCUGUGUAUUUUGGAGGGCCGACUAUGUUUAUGCUAUUGUUUAGGUGGUUAG
Salvia hispanica is the source of this 573-nucleotide messenger RNA. Its product is annotated as F-box protein At2g23160-like. NCBI's taxonomy places the organism in Eukaryota, Viridiplantae, Streptophyta, Magnoliopsida, Lamiales, Lamiaceae. The record is from RefSeq and is a predicted model, not a curated record. Gene Ontology annotation, molecular function: protein binding.